Molecule: messenger RNA, 1516 nt
Organism: Osmia lignaria (orchard mason bee)
Lineage: Eukaryota; Metazoa; Arthropoda; Insecta; Hymenoptera; Megachilidae
Product: beta-1,3-galactosyltransferase 5
Biological process (GO): protein O-linked glycosylation
Cellular component (GO): Golgi membrane
Molecular function (GO): hexosyltransferase activity
Source: RefSeq, a predicted model, not a curated record
GUGUUUCGUAUCCUUUUCACUUGUAACUUUUGUUUUAGUAAUAAAUUAUAAGUAGUUUCAGUGGGUAUAUGAAAAGUGGGAGAGGGAAGGUGGGAUAGUGACAACCAUAGGUGACAUGAGAAGGUUAUUUUCUAUAUAUGACAAAUUAUUCCAUUCAUUUUUUACCAUAUAAUAUUGUCUCAAUGUAUUAUUAAACUGUUACAAAUACAGAAUGUAGUGCUAAUAGAAGUACUAUUGAUAAAACAAUUUACCAUGUAAGGUAAAAGUAUGAAUAUGAUGUUUAAGUGCCAUAAUAUUUUUAAUUUAAAUCAUUUAAUUUUGGUUUUAUAAACAUGGGAAUAAGAGUUAUUUUUGUAAUCUUUAGCAUUAGUACAAUGUUUGUUUUGUUUUAUACUAUGCUAAAAACAGAUUUCAUAAAUAAUACAGAAAAAGAAUUGAAAUCUAUAUACAAUGAGAGUUUCACAGAUAAAAAUGUUUCAACAUUCAUAACAGAACCAAUGUGUGGCUCCAGUUUUAUCAUUUGGAUUGUCACAUCUUCUGCAAACAAUCCUUUGCAAAGAAUAGCUGUGAGACACUCGUAUCCAAAUGAAAUGUUAAAAAGUUUAGGUAUCAGGAGGGUCUUUUUAUUAGGAAUGCCUAAAGAAAAAGAUAUAUGGACAUAUAUUUUCAAAGAAUCAGAAAUCCACAAUGAUUUAUUACAAGGAAACUUUUUAGAAGAUUAUAGAAAUCUUACUCUGAAGCAUUUAAUGGGCUUGAAAUGGGCAUCCAGGAAUUGUAAAGCUACCUUUUUAAUAAAAACUGAUGAUGAUAUUGUGCUAAAUAUUUUUGAAGUAUUAAGAUUUUUACAUAAAAGAACAAUAAAUGAAAAUGUUCUAUCUGGAUAUGUUUUAAGAAAAAUGAAACCAAUAAGAACAUCGAACAAUAAAUGGUUUGUAACUAAAGAAGAUUUCUCAGGAGAUGUUUAUCCUGAUUUUCUUUCUGGAUGGUUUUAUAUAACUAAUUUAAAAAAUGCGCACCUGUUAGUUUCUGCAAGUGAAACAGUUAAGAAUUUCUUUUGGAUAGAUGAUGUAUAUAUCACUGGUAUGUUAAGACAAGAAUGUGAUAUUAAAAUUGAAGAGUUGAACAAUUUUUAUGCAACAGAUUAUAGGUAUUUGGAAUGCUGUAUUCAAGGCAGAAAGAAAAAACUUAAAUGUGAGUUUAUUGCUGGUCCUGAUGGAGGCAAGAAAGAACUACACAUUAAAUUUAAAGAAUUUUCAGAAUUCUGUCAGUGGAAUUGUGUAAAAAGAAUGAAAGAACAAUUAGUAUCAAGAACUUGUGUAGCUGCCUAUGAAGAGAAAAUAAAUGUUGAGAAUUUUGAAGUGCAAGUUCAUUAUAUUUAGUAUAUGAUAUGAAAUUAGUAUCAAACAUUCAACCACAUUGCAUCAUAAGUAAAUAAAACAAUAAUUAGGUUUUAAAAAUUAAUGAAUUUACUUUGUAGCAAAUAUAAUUUUUAUUUUUUUUUCUUGCUUGGGUUGUU